AUGUCAAAGAAGAAUAUUGUUUUAAAAAGCUCAAACGGCAUAACCUUUGAGGUUGAAGAAGCGGUGGCCCUACAGCCGGAGGCCAUAGCCUACAUGAUUGAAGAUGACUGCGCCAAUGACACAAUCCCUCUUGCCAACAUCACAGGCGAUAUCCUCACUUUGUUGAUCGAAUAUUGCAAGAAACACGUCCCAAAGAUUUUCAAUCUGCUUUUGGCUGCUGAUUUCCUUAACAUCAAAACCCUUUUUGAUCUCACUUGUCAGUUCGUCGCUGAUACGAUGAUCAAAGGUAAAACUGUUGUGGAAGUUCGUAGGACUUUAAACAUUGAGAAGGAUUACACAUCCGAGGAAGAAGCAGAGGUUCGCCAAGAAAACGAAUGGGCUUUUAAAUGA
Messenger RNA from Thlaspi arvense, 390 nucleotides. The record is from the annotation of a GenBank genome assembly. NCBI's taxonomy places the organism in Eukaryota, Viridiplantae, Streptophyta, Magnoliopsida, Brassicales, Brassicaceae.